CAUUGACAGUGAUUGACAGGCGUCGGUGCCCAACUGGAUACCAGGCAUGGCGCAUAAACAAGCAGGGGAAGGUCUGAAUCUGACAGAAAGGCGGGACCGGAUAGAGAUUGAAAGGAGAAUACACCAUUCAGAGUGAGAAUCUGGGUAUUUGUGAGGAGAUUUGUCCAAUGGCGUUUCUAGCGGGGCGGGUCCUCGCAGUGUGGUCGAGAGAUGGAUUCGAGCAGGACGGGACGGGUAACAGCAAAGCCGCAAUUCCCAUUACAGCACUAGCGGCGAUAAUCUCCUCGUCCGUAGCGGAGGAGAGCGCGAUGGACUGUCAUUAAAUGCCGCUGUUUUUAAAAACAACGCCACUGGCUUCUGUGAAUUCCAGGUGGGCUGUGACUUCUUCGUGGAGGAGGGUAUCAAGCCCGUUUAAAUUAUCCCCUGUCAGGUGUAUAUGAGCUGCCGAGAUCAUCCACACUGCCCCUAUGGAUCGGUUCAAUGGAUGCCUUCAAAUCCCCAUUUAAUAAUAACUCAAGUGCCACUGGCUCUGCUUCCCAGUCAGCCAAGGCCGGCAGCGCUGCGGAGGCGGCGGCGGCGGCGGUCGGCUGCCAGCGGAGCCCCUCCAUCGCCCCUGCUGCCCCAGCCCCGUCGCCAGCCUCAGCCCCUGCGGUCUCUGGAUACUGGACGGCCGUCUUUGACUACGAUGCCAGCGCGGAGGAUGAGCUCAGCCUGCGGAAGGGGGACUGGGUGGAGGUCCUGUCCAAGGACUCGCUGGUCUCCGGGGACGAGGGCUGGUGGACGGGAAAGAUCGAGGAGAGAGUCGGCAUCUUCCCUAGCAACUACGUGAGCAGCGGACAGGGCAUCUCUGACCAGCUGAGGGGCAAGGCGGUGGACGAGUAUGCGGGCUGCCCUGCACUGCCCUUCUUACACCUGCUGGAGAUUGACUUUGCAGAGCUGGCCCUGGAGGAGAUCAUUGGGGUGGGUGGGUUUGGGAAGGUGUACCGGGCGCUGUGGCGGGGGGAGGAGGUGGCGGUGAAGGCUGCGCGGCGGGACCCUGACGAGGAGGUGGGCCAGACCCUGGAGAACGUGCGGCAGGAAGCCAAGCUGUUCGCCAUGCUGCGGCACCCCAACAUCAUGGCGCUGUGCGGGGUGUGCCUGCAGGAGCCCAACCUCUGCCUGGUCAUAGAGUUCGCCCGCGGGGGCUCGCUGAACCGCGCGCUGUCUGGCAAGAGGAUCCCCCCCCAUACGCUGGUGGACUGGGCCGUGCAGAUCGCCAGGGGCAUGCACUACCUGCACUGCCAGGCCAUAGUGCCCAUCAUACACCGAGACCUCAAGUCCAGCAACAUCCUGAUUCUGGAGAAGGUAGAGAACGAGGACCUGGGGAACAAGACCCUGAAGAUCACGGAUUUCGGGCUGGCGCGGGAGUGGCACAAGACCACCAAGAUGAGCGCGGCAGGCACCUACGCCUGGAUGGCACCCGAGGUGAUCCGCUCCUCCACCUUCUCCAAGGGCAGCGACGUGUGGAGUUACGGAGUGCUGCUGUGGGAGCUGCUCACUGGCGAGGUGCCCUUCCGUGGGAUCGAUGGACUGGCCGUGGCGUACGGCGUAGCCAUGAACAAGCUGGCUCUGCCCAUCCCCUCCACCUGCCCAGAGCCCUUUGCCAGGCUCAUGGAGGACUGCUGGAACGCAGACCCCCACGCCCGGCCCUCCUUCACCAGUAUCCUGGACCAGCUGACCGCCAUCGAGGAGUCGGGCUUCUUCGAGAUGCCCUCCGAGUCCUUCCACUCCCUGCAGGACGACUGGAAGCUGGAGGUGGAGGAGAUGUUCGAGCAGCUGCGAGCCAAGGAGAAGGAGCUGCACUCCUGGGAGGAGGAGCUGAGCCGAGCUGCACUGCAGCAGAAGAACCAGGAGGAGGCGCUGCGCAGGCGCGAGCAGGAGCUGGCUGAGAGAGAGAUCGAUAUCCUGGAGAGGGAGCUGAACAUCAUCAUCCACCAGCUGUACCAGGAGAAGCCUCGCGUGGAGAGUCGCAAGGGCAAGUUCCGCUGCAGCCGUCUUAAACUGAGGGACGGGAACAACCGGAUCAGCCUGCCCUCAGAUUUCCAGCACAAGAUCACAGUGCAGGCCUCCCCGACGCUGGACCGCAGGAAAAGUCUGAUGGGGAGCAGCUCCAGCCCCCCUGCCAGCCCCACCAUUAUCCCCCGACUGAGAGCCAUCCAGUUGACCCCCGGAGACAGUAACCAGGGCUGGGGGCGCAACGCUGCCUUCCAGCCGGACGGAGACGAGGAGGAGAGGAGGGGCCACAGGAGGAAGGGCCGGACCUGGGGGCCGGGGCCACUCUGUCACAGAGAGCUGCAAUGCGGGGAGGAGAGUGUGAAGGUGCUGGGCGAUGGGAACAAGCAGUGGUCCUGCAGUGCCCCCAGCCUGGGCCGAGCCCCCCGGGGCAGCCCUGCGGUGCCAGGGGUCCCCAGCCUUGCGGAAAUGGAGGAUGAAGAAGACUGUUUCAUCAAGGAGGUGGAAAACACAACCCCGCCCACAACCCACCCCAGCCACUCCUACCUCUGCAUCCCCUUUAAUCGGGGGGAGGGGGAGGGGCCUGUUGCUGAGGGCAGCGGGGAGUACAGCCCUGCGUUCUCCGCCCCCGACACGCCCACCACCAUCACCAGCAGCAGCAGCAGCAGUGUGAAGCGAAGCCCGUCCGUGGCCCGCAGGUCCGAGCUGGUGCUGCUGGGCUGUGGGGCUGUGCUGGCUGCCGUAGGGCUGGGCCUGGACCUGCUGGGGGGGAGCAGGCAGGGGGAGCGGCAGACCAAGAGGGAGGGCUUCUUCCACCGCCGCAGCGCCAGCCCCACCGCCCGCAAGCUGUUCCCCAAGGAGAGCCCCCUCCCCCCAGCCCCGCUGCCCUCCUCCCUGUCCUCUCUCUCGGACUGUAACUCCAUGCGCUCCCUACUGCACUCUGACAGCGAGGAGCUGCUGGCCUACCGCCUGCCCGGGGCCCUGGCGAACCCGCUGGUCAACACCCACCUGGAGAGCUUCAAACGGCACCCGCGCCAGUCCCUGACCCCCACUCACCUCCCCGCCUCCAGCGCACCACGCCAGCCCCUGCGCAGGACCCCCUCCGAUGGGGCCAUCAAGAGGGGCACUGCAGAGGGGGCCCGUCCCGGGACAGCCAGCAGCCCAAAGCGUGACGACACGCCGGUCCCCCGUCUCCCGGACCCCAAUCUGGUGUUCCCCCCGACCCCUCGCCGCCGCUGCCCCGCCCCCCUGCAGGACCCCACCCCCGAGCGGCCCAAGACCCUGGACUUCCUGUCACGACCCCGGCCCACCGCCCGGCCUCGCCUGGAGCCCUGGGGGCGCUGUGACUCCCCAGCGCUCAGCUCCAGCACCGGCACCCCCCCCACCCUGGACUCGAGCGGUGGGAGUGGGGGGAGCGCGCCCGAGGAGAGGCCCGGGCUGCUGGACCGGGACGUGGAGGGACAGAGCCGUGACGCCACCCUCCCCCUCUCCAGCGCGUACAGCUGGGCCCCGUACCGCCUCAAACACAACUUCUGGUCCUAGCGUGCCUGCCGCCCCUCUGCCACACCAACAGAGAGCCCACACUCACUGGCAAGGCACUUUACUGUUGGGAUUUUAGUGUUAUUAUUUAUUCAUAUUUAUUACUGCUUUGGAAGUGCUGCCAAAUUGAAAAACCCAAUCAUUCCCAAAUCGUCCUCCUAAUAUGAUUUUUUUUUGCUGUUUGCAAUCGUUCUGAGUGGUUCUUAUUGCAAUUCAUAAUAUAUUGCUGUUUUAUUUAUUUUCCUUCUUGUUGUGUGUUAUACUUUGACUUUGAGUUGAGGAGCUGCUCUUCAGUUCUAAUUGCCUGCCAUAGACAUACUGUAACCCAGGCUAUACAAAGUGUCUUAUAUCAGUAAGUGCUCAGGUAUGUAUUCUCAGCAAUACAAAAGAAAACUCAAUUGAAAAUGGCAGAUCACUAAAUGGCGCUAUCCCCUCUUUCGGCUGUUCUGUCCUGGGUUACACAUAUCUAUGGCAGGCAGCUACAAACGAAGAGCAGCUUCUAAACCCGGGUCCAGUUUGAGUCGUUGCAAUAAAAAACGCACCGAACGCUUGAAACAUUAUGAAAGGGUAUUCUGAAGCUUCUUACUUGUAACCAAGGGUGGAUCCAAUUCCAAUCAGAAGCAUUCUGAUUCUCUCCCUCAGCAUGGUCAGAUGAGAAGACUCUCUGAAGACGCUGCUGGUUUGUGGUGCUGGGUGGUGGGGCGUUCAUUGACAGUGUUACCCUUACUACUCAGACCGCUUGCUCACUCAAUAUCUUUGUAUCCCUGCAUAGAUGAUUGUUCUUCAAAAAGAAGAUUUUAACAAGCUGUCCCGCAAGUGCAGUGGCACCCCAGAUCCAUUUAGAAUGACUGUCUGCUGGGAUAUUUUGUUCCAAAAUGUUUUUCCUGCAACGACUCCCAAAACUGGUAUCAUGUUGAAUGUUGUGUACAUUUAGACCGUACGGUCUGACCAGCUCUUCCUGUGGGAUUAACUGUGGUUUGAUAUGGAGGAACCAGCCAAGAGACGGACUGGAAACCACUAUGCAAAGCCAGAGGAGGAUGUCGUUGCCCCUCUCAAUUCCCGGCUGCAGCCCAGCUUUAACCCCGUAGCAACCCAAUUCUCCAGAUCAGACCGGUACUGCUUCAGUGCGUUCCCCUGCAUUCUCCAGAUCAGACCCCUCUGCCGUGCCUCUCCCCCUCGAAUGGGACUCCCAAGCAGGGCUGGGAUCAGCAUGAAUGUAGCAAGUCAGCUGAAUGUCUGUCCUGUAAUCUUACUGCUGGUUGUGCGUCACUUUCUCUGUGUCAGUUUGGGCACGUUCUGGCCAUUCAUCUCCUGUGAGUAGCCUGUGUUUCUGUUUCUUAAUGUUGCUGCAGAACCAUCAUGUGCCCGCCGUGUAUCCAUUCACACCCACACUGCUGUGUAUUGCUGAUUCAGCUCCCUCACUUCAGUACCACACUCUGGACCAAGUCCUUUCGAGUUUCGAUGGUGGCUCUAUUUAAAUAUUGUUACGGAGUAACUUUUUAUGGGUCAGAAUUAGCACAGUUAACUAAGGCAUUCUUGUUUUGAGAAUCAUACUGUAUCAUUUUCUGUUUCACUCAUCAAAUCCUGGUGUCUUUUUAAAACUCAGCAGUUUAAAAGGGAUCAUGUCUUCUCUCUACAUACAGCAGGAUCUGUCCCCCUGCAACGCCCUGCAGUCCAGUGGAUUUAUGAAAUCCCGUGUUUGUUCUUUGUGGUGUUUCACAGUGAUGUACAGUACGUCUUCCACUCACCGGGGGCAGUGUUGCUGGAGGAGAGGUUGGUUGUUACACUCUCUUGUACCAGAUGUACUUGAAGGUUUGAAAUGAUUCUGAGAGCUCUACAAGGGACACAGUGAUGCUUUAAAAGGCUGAUUUAAAAAGCUCCCAGGAUGUGAUGAGAGUGAUAUACAAAGUGAUUCUAAAUUACAAGGAGAAUACAUUAGAUAAGUAAUGUACGUUUCUAAGCAUGUAGCUGGUGUACCGCAGACCAUUAUUUUUCCAUAUUGUUUUGGAUUGUAUUUUAUGCUGCUAAUGUAAUAUCUUGAGGUUUGUAGGACUCGUGAUUGUUCAAACCGACACCGUUUUAAACAUCACCAAACAUGAUGCCCUGAUGCAUGAUCAGGAUCGCGUUGCGAGGAUCAGAGAACUCUGUGGCCUUACAUAUUAUACAUAUUUGCAAGCUGGGCAAAUCAUUCCCCAUAUUACACCAAUUUCAUCACUCUUUAAUCAGAUAGUUUAUUUCAGCUGAACAGAAAACGUCCCUCUGUAAAGGUUUUCCACAGUAAAUGUGCAGGUAGUUUUGCAGUUUUUCCCCAUGGUUAUACUACGCAUUUGCCAUGGUUUGCCAUGCAUUUUAAUAUGCUUUACCAUGCUUUCACUAUGCUUUGUUUCACUUUGCUGUGCUUUUACUGUGGGAGACUUUUAUAAAGGUCCCUUCAAAGUCUACAAAGCUAGUCUACUCGUGUAUCUUGCAAGUCCUUAUGUGAGAGGGAUUGAAAUCGACACGCUUCGUGACAGCAGGUACUGUGAUUAUAAUACAGAACAAUUUCAAGUUGCAUGGUUGCAGCGAUUUCCAGCAAUUCAAUGACUUCCUUCAUUAAGGGAUUGGGUGAUUACUCCAAGCAACUGCAAACAUCAUAAAAAGGUAAAGUGUUCAUGUGUUCAUGCAAACCCCAGGAAGACCGUUCACAGCUCUGCAAAAUUCAAAGAAUAAGAAGUCAUGUUUAUAACAAGCAGAUAGCUUGUGUUCCAGCCGUAAUCCUGUUUCAGUGUUUGCUUUAUUUAUUCAUUUAUGAAUGUAUUAGUUAUUGGAGGUAUGUUUUUCAGAUCUCACAAGAGAAAGCGACAGUAAAGACACUUUCAACAGUGUUGCAAAGCCCAUACAGUGUUAAUCAUAUGUAUUUAUUUUUAUUGAAAGGGGUUUAAGCAGAUUAGAUCCCGCCUUUCUUGUUGUGCACAUCAGUUAGUUUUGAAAGAAACACAUGUUAUAGCAAACCUGUAUUUUCAUUUUAAAAAGUGAUGCCUGGGACCAUACUGGGUUAAAGAAAGCUCUGUUGCAUGCCUUACUUUCAUGUAGUGUUGCACUUCCUCGGUCACCUGGAGAAAUUGUCCCCAACUCAUCAACACCUUUCCUUUCAUUUACCAAUCAGCUGUGAAACAGAAAAAGACUACCAGAUAGUAAGCCACGCAGAGCAGUAACUCUCUGUAACCUAGCGUUGUAGCCAAAUAUGCUUUCAUUCGUUUCUAUACCAUGCAUUUCUUUCCAAACUGCACACGUGUGACCUACACAGUGAAUAGAAGUGACAGGUAAGACAUUGAAAUAGUGACUGAUUUGCCUUAAAAACCCAUGUAGAAAAUAUCAGCACUGUAGGUGUGAGGAUAACAAAAACACAAUGUAUACAAUAUAAACAAAAUCAAAGUUCUUUCAGAGCUGCGGUACGUCAUGUAUAACCUCCUACUGGUGCAAGAAGUCGCAGGAGCAUGACUAUGUGGCUCACAGAGUGACAGUGGAAUAAAGGGGCAGCAAAGCCUGUGGAGCUAAAUUUACCUUUUAUGGAAUGGGAAACAAACUGGACUGUCAACAAGGUCUUUGUUUCAGAUAUAACAGCGUGCACAGAGAGCUGUGGAAGAUGGUUGAAACAAAAUGAUGGUGAGACACUUGUGUUUUAAUGCAGUGUGGUUCAGUUCUGUACAAGCUGCGUUUGAUGCACCUGAAUUAUUACCACUGUACGUUUCAGAGCAAAAAUAGAGAACCAAUUAACCAAUCAAGACUGUGUCGUGACAAUAUAGACGCUGCACUGCAGUGGAAGGUCCAGCCAGCUCAAUCACAAGGCAGACUGGCUGAUUGUUGUAAAUCUCUCGCUAACUAGAGUGCCUCCUUCUGGCAAAUAGGAGUAUCUGCAUCCCAAUCUCCAGCUACAAAUGGCACAACCCAAAAAAAUCACUGCUGCCAUCUCCAGAUUGCUUCUGCAAUUUAAAAACAAGCAAACAAAUAAGUAUGGUACUAUUGUUUUCUUCCUAUGUAUGUCCAUGUAAAAAAAAAACACUACAUUUUUUAUUAAGUUAUUUAAAGUUGUAGAAUACUAUUGAAAUACAAUGAAGUUAAAGGUGUGAUAAUAUCCUCCUCAGCCUAACCAAUGGGGGGUUCAGAAUUAAAGGGCUUUACUGGAGUCCAAAGUGAAUGAAGUUUUGAAAUCAGCAAACCAAUGAAGAGCUUUGCGGGAAUGUGCUGAGGAGAGAAGGGAAAUCGGUCAUCACUCGUUUCAGAUCAUUGUGGCCUGAAAUCUCCACCAAGGAUGCCAAGCAGGCUUGGUUUUGUGGCUAGAUGUAUUAUAUGUAUUCUUAUUAUUUAUUAUUAUGGCAAUGGUUGUUAUUAGUGUUAUUCCAGUGAUGGUGACAGCAGUAUUGUUAUUGUAAUAAAAUAAGAUACUGUUUUAGGAUUGGUGUCAGCACUGGAGCACAUUCAGACUUGAAUAAAAAUCAGAGUAAGAGGA
Molecule: messenger RNA, 8020 nt
Organism: Acipenser ruthenus (sterlet)
Lineage: Eukaryota; Metazoa; Chordata; Actinopteri; Acipenseriformes; Acipenseridae
Product: mitogen-activated protein kinase kinase kinase 9-like
Exons: 11
Coding region: 481-3534 (1017 amino acids)
Biological process (GO): protein phosphorylation
Molecular function (GO): JUN kinase kinase kinase activity; ATP binding; protein binding
Source: RefSeq, a predicted model, not a curated record